ACUCCGAGGCGAUGGAAAAAGCUAACGCGAGGGAGAGCAUCCGCCAGUUUCUGAUACAGGCGAAGAAGGCCAGUCGGGAGGACUUGGAUCAUUUGCGAAAGCACAUACGCGAGCUGAUCGACUUUCGGAUGGGCUGCUUCAAGAAAGCCGCGAUCGAGCGCAAGUCGGCCCGUUUGGAGAAACGCAAACUGCGACGCGCCGCCGCCAAUCGACGACGAUCGCCAGACAGCCUCGGCGGACGAAAAAUUCACAAGGGAGGACCGAGAGAUGCUAAAACGGAUCUCACGAAUGGUCCAGGAAUCGUCAAACCCGAAGUCGCUACUGGAUAUACCGUUGACUCGUGA
Messenger RNA from Phymastichus coffea, 344 nucleotides. RefSeq lists its product as uncharacterized. NCBI's taxonomy places the organism in Eukaryota, Metazoa, Arthropoda, Insecta, Hymenoptera, Eulophidae. The record is from RefSeq and is a predicted model, not a curated record. The transcript is spliced from 3 exons. The coding region runs from base 12 to 344 and encodes 110 amino acids.